AUGUCUGAGGUUGACCCAAAAGAGACACUGCCGCUCAACCCAUCGGGCAAGGAAUCCUACGAUUCGCUGCAUAACGAUAUACAAAGAUAUUCACCACAACGUAGCAAUAAAGGUUCUGCUUCAACCACUAAUUUGUUGCACCAUGCUAAACACUCAUCGUCAUCCCUUACAUCUGUGGCCGCAAGUUCCCCGCCACGUCCACCAUCUGCACCACCAAUUGCGCCGCCCGGAUCUACCAAUUUACGUCGACCACCGUCAGGUAAUGCAUUGAGCAAUUUACCCAACUCAGGUUAUACAGAGUUUGGUGAAUUCGGUUGCCCCAAACGUCGAUAUUCUCUAUCUGUUAACGAAUUUGGAAAACUUAGUCCUGAACGACCAUUGUAUCAUCGACUUUUAUCGAGUCACCACUCAGUAACUAAUCCUGCGUCUCCAUUUGAAACUUCACUCAUCAACACCAACAAAAGUACUUCUCAAUUAGCACACACAUUCUUUUCACAUCAAGAUGCAAGUACAAGCUCAUUCAUUCCUGAUAGUGCGCUUUUCGAGCGUCGAAGAAUGAGUAUUAUUGAUAUUGUCAACAACUUGAGACCCUCGCGAUUAAUUGGGAACAUGAAACCUCUUUACAAUUGGUAUGCCUCGUAUAACGAUGACACUGACAAUAUAAAAAACAAAGCGAUAAGAAAAUAUUAUGAGGAGCAAAACUUUUUGAUAACAAAGUACCAGGAGAUUGACAAUUUUUUGGAUGCUGGGAAAAUACAUUAUAACAUGUUGAGCAAUUACAGCAAUGAUGGUUCCAAUAAAGUGGCUUUGGAUAACAUAGAGGAAAUGGACGAAACAUUGAAAAUCAAGAGUAAGAAUGGCAGUGUUGACAACCCCAAGGCCAAAACUAGGCAAACUUCUUUAGCAGCAGAUCAGCCUAAUGGCACCGACCACAGGCAAAAUGGGCCUGUCUCUACUUCUGGCAACGGGAAUGGCAUUGGCAAUGGCAACGUUGCUGGUGCUGGUGCUGGUGCUGGUGCUGGUGCGGUUUUGGGAGCAGAGAUGAUUGAAAACAUGACAUCUCCAGAUGAUUUGGAACUGGGCCCCAAAGAACCAUCACUCUCCAAAUACACCAGAUUUUAUGACGUUCCUGGUAAUGUUGAUAAUGAUGGUGGCAAGUUUCUUGGGUUCAACCAUGAAGAGGAUGGCGCACAAGUUUUGAAAGCCAUUUUGGUUAAUUUUUUUAUUAAUGUGGUUUUGCUCAUUGGUAAAGUUAUUGUUGCUUUGCUCACCAGCUCGUUAUCUGUAGCUGCUUCAUUAGUUGACUCGAUCCUUGAUUUCCUUUCGACAUUUAUUAUUUAUAUUGUCAAUAGACUUGCAUCUCAAAACGAUUGGAAAGUCGAGCACUCUUAUCCUGUCGGUAGGUCAAGAUUAGAACCAUUGGGGGUGCUCAUUUUCUCUAUAAUCAUUAUUAUUUCCUUUUUCCAAGUUGGACAGGAAUCAUUCAAGCGUUUGUUCUUUAGUACGCCUGAGCAACGCGUUGCCGCUACUAUCGGGCCGGAUGCUGUUGCCAUCAUGGGGAUCACCAUUGUGGCCAAGCUUGGAUGCUGGAUAUGGUGUUCAAAAAGCCAGUCGUCAUCAGUACAAGCUUUGGCACAAGAUGCAAUGACCGAUGUUGUUUUCAACACAGUAUCGCUUUUAAUGCCGUGGUUGGGUCAUCUAUGGGAUAUUUGGUGGUUUGAUCCUCUUGGCGCAUUGCUCUUAUCUGUGUAUAUAAUAUUCAAUUGGGGCAAAACUGCAUUUGAGCAUAUAAACAACCUCACUGGUGCUGUUGCAGAUCCAUUGGAAUAUAAAGUGGUGCUAUAUAUGGCGCUUCGUUUUGCAGAGCCCAUUAAACAAAUUACAGCUUUAAAAGUGUACCAUGUCGGCGAUAACCUAAAUGUGGAAAUUGAUGUGGUGUUUGCCAAUGACAAAUUCAACCUCACAUUUAAAGACUGUCAUGAUAUUGCCGAGGCAUUGCAGUAUAGUAUCGAAAGUUUACCUAUGGUGGAAAGAGCAUUCGUUCAUAUCGAUUACAUGGAGGGAAACUUCAAGGGCCAUUUAAAGUAA
This is a messenger RNA of Lodderomyces elongisporus, 2088 nucleotides long. RefSeq lists its product as uncharacterized. Gene Ontology annotation, cellular component: membrane. Gene Ontology annotation, biological process: monoatomic cation transport; transmembrane transport. Gene Ontology annotation, molecular function: monoatomic cation transmembrane transporter activity. Lineage: Eukaryota; Fungi; Ascomycota; Pichiomycetes; Serinales; Debaryomycetaceae. Bases 1 to 2088 code for a protein of 695 amino acids. The transcript has a single exon. The record is from RefSeq and is a predicted model, not a curated record.